CGAGGUCGGUCAGCGCACGUUGUGCAAUACAGCUGUACCCGGACAGGUUGUUCUGUAAUAUACAUACUGAAUCCAGUGGGGCUCUGGUCAGGUGAGGAAGGCUUUGAAACGCCAAGCGUGUACGCUUAAAGACUUCAGGACGAUAGAGGAAUUUCCGGCGAAAUAAUAAUGAAGCAGAGUUGUGCUGUACCUGCAUUUCUGAGCAAGCUCUGGACGUUGGUGGAAGACCCUUCUACCAAUGAUCUGAUCAGCUGGAGCCGAAAUGGCUCCUGCUUCCAGGUCUCCAACGAGCGCCGCUUCGCCAAGGAGAUCCUGCCUCUCUACUUCAAGCACAACAACAUGGCCAGCUUCGUUCGGCAGCUCAACAUGUAUGGCUUCCACAAGAUGGCGCAUGCGGAUGCAGGUCUGCCCCGGGACAGGGAGGAGAGUGUGGAGUUCCGGCACCCACACUUUCAGUGUGGGCAGCUCCACCUCCUGGACCGCAUAAAGAGGAAGGUGUCUAUUAGCCGGGGAGGGGAGGAGGGAAGGAUGAAGCAGCAGCAGGAGUUCUCCCAGAUCCUCCUCGACAUCCGUCAGGUGCAGUGCUGCCAGGAAGUGGCGGACUCCAAGCUUCUGGCUAUCAAACGGGAGAACGAGAGCCUGUGGAACGAGGUGGAUUCUCUGCGGCAGAAAUACCAGCAGCAGCACAAAGUCAUCCGCAAGAUUAUUCAUUUCAUUGCCAGCAUGGCCCAGUCCAAAGGCAUCACAGGCAGAAAGAGGAAGCUUCCUUUAAUGAUCGACAAUUCCGGACUGUCCCACUCCCAUCCCAAGUACAGCCGGCCAAUCACCAUGGACUCCAGCCAGGAGACCUCAGUUUUCCACGGGAUUCCGGAGCUUUAA
This is a messenger RNA of Lepisosteus oculatus (spotted gar), 879 nucleotides long. NCBI's taxonomy places the organism in Eukaryota, Metazoa, Chordata, Actinopteri, Semionotiformes, Lepisosteidae. The record is from RefSeq and is a predicted model, not a curated record.